GAACACAUCAAUUUCUCAUUGGGACAUCAAUUGGUUCAUCAAACAUAUAUAAUUCACAGUUGUAAUUAUAAAGAUAGAAUCAAAAUUUGCAUAAACACCCCAAAAACCCAUUUCAGUUGAUACUCUAAGGAUCCCUACACAUGUUCUCACUACUUUCCAAUUGUGAAUAACUCAUCUCUUACCUCUAAGCGGGCUCACGUGUGUAUUGUGACAGCAAUAGUGGUAUCUCUAGCGGUUUCCUGAAAUUCUUCAAGUUUUUCCUCUAACUAUUUUGAUAGAGUUCCCAAACGUUAGAGAGAAGGAGAAGGAUUGAAGCCUCUAUUCCACUGUUUACGUGCGAUGAGUAUUUCUCCCUCCACAUAUGUUAUUUUGUAAAUCCCAAUAUUGAAAAUGUGCAGAAAUGAAUCUUGAACCACAUAUCAAAAUUUCACAACAAUCCAAUAGUUAACGAGUUCAGGAUCAUAGUUUUACUGAGAUAGUUCUGCGUUUUUGUGAAAAAAGAAAAAGCUACGAUGUAAAUGGUAUUUUUCUCAGUUCCAACAUGUUUUCGUAAUUCCUAACGGUGAGAAUGUUUGGAAAUGAGUUUCAAACCUAGUGCUCAAAUUUCACGACGAUCUAACAGUGAAUAAGUCUGAGAUCGUCGUUUGGUGGUAUGCAGAAAAAAUAGAGGAUUUUGGGAAGAGGAAAAGGAAAAACGAAAUUGAGAGGAAGAGGAAGCGUAAAGGAAGAAUUGUAGAACAGGAGACAAGGUAAGAACUUAAGAUAGAGAAGGGAAAUUGCUUAUAUCAUUCUUAUCUUCUUUUUAAUACAUCUCAGAUAUUUAUAACUAUUAGUGCUUGCUAGCAAACAAAAGCCAAUAACAGAAUCACCUAUGCACUAAUAGAGCACUAUAACAGAAUUGCCAAAAUGCAAGUACUACUAACAGAACUAACAGAAUUAUUCACUAAUGAUUAUAGCACAAUGGGGCACUAUGAAAAUAGCAUAAUUGGUGCCCAAACUCCCUUAAACAUAAUCUUUCAAAUGGUGAGCUGGUUCAAUCCUCCUUUUGGGCCUGUCCUUUGGAUCUUGCUGCCUAUCACUCAGUGUGAGUAUGUACUAGUUGGUGUUCUGCAUACGUUUCUUUUUAUGAGUCCUGUUUUGUACUUUUGCCCUUAAGGCUAAUUUGAAGUUAGUCUUGUCACUUUGCUAGUUUGAAGUUUAAAAAAUUUAUUCAUUUUUAUACCAAAAAUACACUCGUUUAAGUAGAAUUGAAUUUAGAUCCCUUUAACAAAAUCUCAAUUUGAAUUUUUUGGAUGACAAAAACAUAAUUUAAAAAAAUCUCACCCAAAAAUAAACAUGACCAGACAAGUUUUACAGCAAAAAUUAGUACAAUAAAAUCAGUAUAUAUUUGAACCUGUGACAUAUAACAAAAAAAUCUCUAGUUUUUAUAUUUGGGUUUUUGAUACAAGCCCUUUUCAAGUAAGGGAGAACUGCACAGAAAUUAGAAAGCGAGAAGAAAAUAGGAACCUAAACUGAAUUUAUUCUUUUUCUUGCAGCACCAUUACAAAUCAUAUAUAUAACGGUAUACCCAUUAAGAACAGAAUGCAAUAACAAAAAUACACGAACAGAAUGCCUAACAAUUGUCAAAUGCUUUCUAGGAUCUACUGUCUUAUUUACUUGGGCCUAGGCCUAAUAUCUAAAGGAGAACAUAUAGAAAUAUUGGGCUAGACUCAUAGACCACUCUUGUGCAGACCCAACAAUGGUUGUAUCAGGUUUCCUUGACAGGUAAAUUGUUUUGAGUACAUUGACCAAACACAGGGGUCUUCACGAAUUCCUAUCAACUACAAAAAGAAAUAACAUAAAUAAAAAUCUUUCAGUUAAAAAUCUAAAACAGUUAGUUUAUGAUUCAACGUGACUUCAUAUAUAUACCUCAAACGAUCUGGAGUACCAGCACAACAUCUUCACCUCUCAUUGAGCAACCAGAAAUAUUUGUUCCCACCAUCACACUAGCUAGUACUUAGUACCUCCCAUGGCCACCAAAAUUCAGUUCCAUCAUAUUUCAUUGGCAUUAUUUUUCUGUUUGGGAUUCUUGGCUUUUCAAGUCGCAUCUCGCACUCUCCAAGAUGCAUCCAUGUAUGAGAGGCACGAACAAUGGAUGGCUCGUUAUGGCAAGGUGUAUAAGGAUCCUGAGGAAAAGGAAAAACGUUUCAGGGUAUUUAAGGAAAAUGUGAAUUACAUUGAAGCCUUCAACAAUGCUGCCAAUAAACCUUACAAGCUAGGCAUUAAUCAAUUUGCAGACCUCACCAGCGAGGAGUUCAUUGUGCCAAGAAAUAGAUUCAAUGGGCACACGCGUUCCUCAAACACAAGAACAACCACUUUUAAGUAUGAAAAUGUGACUGUGCUACCAGACUCAAUAGAUUGGAGACAGAAAGGAGCAGUUACACCCAUCAAGAACCAAGGCUCAUGUGGAUGUUGUUGGGCGUUUUCUGCUAUUGCAGCAACUGAAGGAAUUCACAAGAUAAGUACAGGAAAAUUGGUCUCUCUCUCAGAACAGGAAGUUGUUGAUUGUGACACAAAGGGUACAGACCAUGGUUGCGAGGGUGGUUAUAUGGAUGGUGCUUUCAAAUUCAUCAUUCAAAAUCAUGGAAUUAACACUGAAGCCAGUUACCCUUAUAAGGGUGUUGAUGGAAAAUGCAAUAUAAAGGAAGAAGCGGUCCACGCUGCUACCAUCACUGGCUAUGAAGAUGUCCCUAUUAACAAUGAGAAGGCACUGCAAAAAGCCGUAGCAAAUCAACCAGUUUCUGUAGCCAUUGAUGCCAGUGGUGCUGAUUUUCAAUUUUACAAGAGCGGUAUUUUCACUGGUUCAUGUGGAACUGAGUUAGAUCACGGUGUCACUGCUGUGGGAUAUGGUGAAAACAAUGAAGGAACUAAGUAUUGGUUGGUUAAGAACUCAUGGGGAACCGAGUGGGGUGAAGAAGGCUACAUUAUGAUGCAGAGGGGUGUGAAAGCUGUGGAAGGAAUCUGUGGCAUAGCUAUGAUGGCAUCUUACCCUACUGCAUAAACAGUUCUGCAUAUCUUUUUAAGUUUCAGUUGUGCAUAUAACGGUGUAUGAAUCAUUGUACCUAUCAAUUAUUAUCAAAUGAAAAAUUAGUCAUGGUCAUUAGUUAUGAUA
Molecule: messenger RNA, 3151 nt
Organism: Glycine soja
Lineage: Eukaryota; Viridiplantae; Streptophyta; Magnoliopsida; Fabales; Fabaceae
Product: senescence-specific cysteine protease SAG39-like
Exons: 2
Coding region: 2009-3040 (343 amino acids)
Cellular component (GO): lysosome
Molecular function (GO): cysteine-type endopeptidase activity
Source: RefSeq, a predicted model, not a curated record